Laccaria bicolor S238N-H82 is the source of this 483-nucleotide messenger RNA. RefSeq lists its product as uncharacterized. Lineage: Eukaryota; Fungi; Basidiomycota; Agaricomycetes; Agaricales; Hydnangiaceae. The coding region runs from base 1 to 483 and encodes 160 amino acids. The record is from RefSeq and is a predicted model, not a curated record. The transcript has 4 exons.
AUGUUCCGUUCGCUUUCACGCGUUGAACGUGGCGCUAGCGCAAAAAGAUGGCUGCGGACUCCUCCGUUCACAUUCACACCCUCCUCGUCUACCCGUAACCCGCUAGUACGCCCUCUAUUGCCCCCCGAGCAAAAACGAAAUUUGGUGAACAUCCGACACAUCAUUCCCCUCACUAACUCGAAGAAGCAGACACUUUGGACCCCGUCACGCGCAAGAUGGACCUUCUCCUCACCCUACCCUUCCUCGAACCUCAAAGCAACGACACCCCUUUGUACCCCUCCCCUCGUGCGUUCCAAUAAUCAGCCUACCGACGAAUUCACGACGGCCGAAGGAUUUGGUGGACGUUGGGUGGACGUGCUCCCCAGUGUGGAGUCAGAAAUGACGCCGUGGAUUGUUGGAGUUUGGGACGAUUUUGAGGCUUUGGCAAGCUAUAUAUUCUCACAAUGCAUAAUGCCGGUCCCCGACUUUUUCUAUGCAUUGUGA